AUGUCUGAAAUCCCUGUCAUACAAGUGCUCGAGAAGGAGCGAUACUUCACCCAGCACUUAGUCUCGCUACCUGAUGCAAUCCCCUAUGGACCACUGGGCCCGUCUUCCGUCCGAUUGCGGACGAAGGUGAUGUCCCUCACCUCCAACAAUAUGACCUACGCAAAAGCUGGGUUCCUAAUGAAAUGGUGGAACAUCCAUCCCCUCCCACCCUCGACGCCGGCACCUUUCAACGACGCCACCAAGUACGGCCGCAUCAACUGCUGGGGCUAUGCCGAAGUGCUCGAGUCCACACAUCCUUCGGUCGAGAAAGGCAGCUACCUCUGGGGAUACUGGCCGAUCGGAACACUCGCGCAGGACCUUGUGCUGGAGAAGGGGACGGUCCCGGGCCAGGUCUUCGUCAAGAAUGAGUAUCGGCAGGACAUCUUUUCCAUGUACAACCGUUACUUCAUCUCCCCCCCUGAUCUUGGUAAAAGUAUCGAGGCCCGGGCGGAGAGCAUCGCGUACGACGCCAUCUUUCGCGUGAUGUACGAGACGUCGUACUUGGUAAAUCGCUUCGUGUUCGCGCCUGACCCCAAAGAGACCAUCAUCCCUGGGUCGGGCAGCGCGGCCUGGGACCCGAGCAAGGCGGAUAUCAAGGGAGCGACGAUAAUAUGUCUUGCCCCAGGCGCCAAAGUUGCCCUGUCCUUCGCGCGGGAGUUGAGACAUGGGCAGAAGAAACCGGUGGCAAAGGUUAUUGGUGCGGCCAGCCAGUAUUCCAUCGAGUUCGUUAGGGGUACUGGAGAGUACGACGAAGUCAUAUCAACGGGCGAGGAGCCCUCCGACGUCCUGGCCAGAAUCCCUGACAGUGGCAAAGUCGUCUUGGUUGACUUUGGCGGCCGCGGCGGCGUCGCCCAGAAAUGGGCUGUGGCUAUCUCUGAGGCUAGGAAGGACUUCCUGCUGCUGAACUGUGGCAGAGAGAUCUCUGAAGAAUCGUCAGCCAACGUCCUGGGUAGCUUCCAGAAGGCGCAGUCCGCUCCUCCGACAUACGAGUCUGCUCAGAUCAAUGCUAGCGACAUUCGGGACCUUGCUAUCGCGAAAUAUGGAGAGGAGCUUUACUUCAAAGAUUUUGAGGAGGCUUGGGAGGCGUUCAAGAAGAACCCGAUAAAGGGCUUGAAGAUUGCUUGGGGAAACGGCAUGGAGGAUGUGCUGAAGGGGUGGAAAUCACUCUCUGCUGGAACGGUUAAGCCCAAUGAGGGCCUUGCUUAUGUGAUAUAA
Molecule: messenger RNA, 1254 nt
Organism: Diaporthe citri
Lineage: Eukaryota; Fungi; Ascomycota; Sordariomycetes; Diaporthales; Diaporthaceae
Exons: 1
Coding region: 1-1254 (417 amino acids)
Source: RefSeq, a predicted model, not a curated record